AUGUGCCGGGAUAACGAAGGAAUGAGAGAUCACUUCAGAGAGCUGUUUCUUGAAAUGCACAACUUUCGCAGGUCCAAUAUGGCUCUAGGGAAAGUUAGAAAAAGUACCGGCAGGUUGUUCCCCGAAGCUGCUGACAUGCAAAAGAUGGUCUACGACUGUGACUUGGAAGCUCAUGCUAUGAUAUACGCCGAAACGUGCGCAUUGCAGCCAUCUUACCCUGGCACUCGAAGAGGCCAGGGUGAAAACGUGGCUGUGGUACAGCCUUCGAGUGCGGAAGAUUUUACGGCGGCUGUUGAAUGGGCUGUGCGAUCGUGGUUCAGACCGGUAAAGAGUGAGGACAGUAUAGGAGUUCAAAAAGUCACAUUCCGAGCAAAACACAAAUACACGGCCGUUGCACAUGCAACACAGGUG
This is a messenger RNA of Ostertagia ostertagi, 411 nucleotides long. NCBI's taxonomy places the organism in Eukaryota, Metazoa, Nematoda, Chromadorea, Rhabditida, Trichostrongylidae. The record is from the annotation of a GenBank genome assembly.